This is a messenger RNA of Herpailurus yagouaroundi (jaguarundi), 1999 nucleotides long. RefSeq names its product oxoglutarate receptor 1 (gene OXGR1). Lineage: Eukaryota; Metazoa; Chordata; Mammalia; Carnivora; Felidae. Gene Ontology annotation, cellular component: plasma membrane. Gene Ontology annotation, molecular function: G protein-coupled receptor activity. Gene Ontology annotation, biological process: G protein-coupled receptor signaling pathway. The record is from RefSeq and is a predicted model, not a curated record.
GUCAGUUUGAAGUGAUUUGUGUUGCCAAAUCGAAUGCUUGUUUUCCUGCAAGAUGAAAGGAGACAGCCAUGAAUGAGCCACUGGACAGUUUUGCAAAUGCUUCUUCUGACUUCCCCGAUUUUGCAGCGCCUUUUGGAAAUUGCACUGAUGAAAAAAUCCCACUCAAGAGGCACCACCUCCCUGUAAUAUAUAGCAUCAUCUUCCUGGUGGGCUUUCCAGGGAACGCAGUAGCGAUUUCCACUUACAUUUUCAAAAUGCGGCCGUGGAAAGGCAGCACCGUCAUUAUGCUGAACCUGGCCUGCACAGACCUGCUGUAUCUAACCAGCUUCCCUUUCCUGAUUCACUACAUCUAUGCCAGUGGCGAAAACUGGAUCUUUGGGGAUUUCAUGUGCAAGUUCAUCCGCUUCGGCUUCCAUUUCAACCUGUAUGGCAGCAUCCUCUUCCUCACCUGUUACAGCAUCUUCCGAUACUUCGUGAUCAUUCACCCCAUGAGCUGCUUUUCCUUUCACAAGACUCGAUGGGCCGUGGUGGCCUGUGCUGUGGUGUGGAUCAUUUCCCUGGUGGCCGUCAUUCCCAUGACCUUCCUGAUCACAUCAACCACCGGGCCCAAUAGAUCGGCCUGCCUCGACCUCACCAGUUCGGAUGACCUCGCCACUAUCAAAUGGUACAAUCUAGUUUUGACUGCAACUACUUUCUGCCUUCCCCUGGUGAUAGUGACACUGUGCUAUACAAUGAUUAUCUGCACCCUAACCCAAGGACCUCAGAAUCACAGCUGCCUUAAGCAGAAAGCUAGAAGGCUAACCAUUCUGCUACUCCUCGUGUUUUACAUAUGUUUUUUACCCUUCCACAUCUUGAGGGUCAUUCGGAUCGAAUCUCGACUGCUUUCAAUCAGCUGCCCCAUCGAGAAUCAGAUCCAUGAAGCGUACAUUGUUUCUAGGCCGUUAGCCGCCCUGAACACCUUCGGUAACCUGUUACUGUAUGUGGUGGUCAGUGACAACUUCCAGCAGGCCCUCUGCUCGAUGGUGAGAUGCAAAGCCAGUGGGGACCUGGAACAAGCAAAAAAAAUCAGUUACACAAACAACCCUUGACAUACUUCAUUUAGUCAACCAAGAAGAAAAACCUGCUGAUAUUCUAACUUCUAAGUCCAGAACGGCUCCCUCAGUGGCUCUCAGGAAAUAUUGUAUGUUCAGGUAAUCACGUGCCAAAGCCAGGACGGGGCUACCGGGAGUUCUUGGUAACCCGUUUAUUGAGAUCUUCCCUAGGGUAGAGGUAAGAAUGGGAUACAUGCAUAUCAGCAGAAGAUUCACAUGUAGAAUCCAAACUAUUAGAAAUCAGGGACAUCUUGCAAAACAUCUAGUCUUGGGGCACCUGCAUGGCUCAGUUGGUUAAGCCUCCAAAUCUUGAUUUCGAUUCAGGUCAUGAUCUCGAAGUUCAUGAGUUCGAGCCCCUCGCUGGGGCCUGCACUGGCACUGAGGAGCCCGCUUGGGAUUCUCUCUCUCCCUUUCUCUCUCUGUCCUCCUCAGCUCUCACUUUCUCUCUCUCUCCUCUCUCUCCAAACAAAAAAAUAGAUAAACUUAAAAAAAAGAAAAACAUGCCCUAGAUCUCUCAGGAAGUUAGUGCCAAGAUUGGGGAAAACCAAGCUACUCACUCAUGGUUUCAUGCCCCCUUCAUACUGGGGCCUGUUUGUGUUGAACCCCCAGACUAUCCAAGGCAUUAUUUAUCUCUUUUUCAGUAUUCUUUUUGUUUUCAUUUCAUAGCUUUAAAACUUACUCUUUCAAACUUUGCUUUGAGGCCAUUAAACUGCGUUUCUCACAAGGCUUUGGUCAAGUAGAUUCAAGGUGGUCAGUACAAUUCACCUGAGACACCCCAAAGAUGUCAGUGCAAAUAACAACAUAUGUGGGUCAUUAUGUCUGUAUUGUUGUAGGUCGUUUUAAAAGUUGCUGCUGAUUUAUAAAAAUGAUCAACUAAUACUAGUUAUUAUCACCACAUCCUGGGGAAG